AAGUGGGAGCUCUUCUUGUAUACUGAGGUCAAGGUAGUGCUUUACUUGAACAUGAAAUCAACAAAGAACAGAUUUACCCAGCAGAAAGUCUUUUUACUGUUAGAGGUACCUACCUUACCCUAUCUAUGUUCUCUUUGGUUUCCACGGUGCGGAUAACUCUCCACAAUACCUGAAUUGAGCUUCCCCGCAGUGGCGGACUAAACCACUUAGCGCGUGGACGACGCGUCUUCCAGGAAUCGCAUCCCCCACCACGCGUCUCUGCGACUUUUUUGAUAGUUGCAGCAUAACCGUUUUGCCAUUAUUGCGAAGACCAAAAAGAAGCCACUGUGAUCUGAUAAGAAAAAGAACGAAAACAAGAACACCGAGCAAAAUCUAGAAACUAUGACGUCAUACGGAGGCAACAACUUCUCAAGGACGGGCUACAAUGCCCAAGGCGCUGAGGAUGGAGGGGGCUUCAUGGGAGGCUCGCAACAGGGCUCCCAGGGAGGUGCAGGAGGCAAGAGCUACCAAGACGAGUGCCUCAAGCCCGUAACCAUCAAGCAGCUCCUCGAUGUACAAGCCCCGUACCCGGACGCCGACUUCGUCCUCGACGGCCGCCCAAUCACACAGAUCACCCUGGUGGGACAGGUGCGAUCCAUCAACCCGCAGCCGACCAACAUCACGUACCGGAUCGACGACGGCACGGGCAUCAUCGACGUCAAGAGGUGGAUCGACCCGGAGAAGGCCGAGGACGCCGACGCGGCCUCGCAGCACCAGCCCGACAGCUACGUCCGCGUCUGGGGCAAGCUCAAGGCCUUCAACAACCGCCGCCACGUCGGCGCCCUGUUUGUGCGUCCUGUCGAGGACUUUAACGAGGUCAACUAUCACAUGCUCGAGGUCGCAUAUGUCCACCUCGAUGCCGUCAAGCAGAGCCAUGGAGGUGGCGGUGGUGCUGGUGCUGGCGCCGGCGGCGACGACAAUAUGUUUGUCGACAGCUACGGUGGAGGCGGUGGCGGCGGUGGCUCAAAGGCCGCAAACUGCUCCACCAACGCCCAGCGGCUAUUCAACCACCUCCAGAACUCCUCUGCUGGUAACGAAGGCCUGGAGGCUAACGUUAUCGCCAGGGGCAUUAACAUGUCGGUGAGGGAUGUCGAGGCCGCUGCUGACGAGCUCUUGUCGGCUGGUCUUAUUUACCCUACAGUUGAUGACCAUACAUGGGCUACAUUGGACUAUUGAAGAGCCUGUUUUUUUUUUUUUUUUUCUCGUUUUCUUUUUGAAAAGAUUGAGUCUGCGGCCCAGC
Pyricularia grisea is the source of this 1279-nucleotide messenger RNA. RefSeq lists its product as uncharacterized. The record is from RefSeq and is a predicted model, not a curated record. NCBI's taxonomy places the organism in Eukaryota, Fungi, Ascomycota, Sordariomycetes, Magnaporthales, Pyriculariaceae. Bases 382 to 1215 code for a protein of 277 amino acids. The transcript has 3 exons. Gene Ontology annotation, biological process: double-strand break repair via homologous recombination; nucleotide-excision repair; DNA replication. Gene Ontology annotation, cellular component: chromosome, telomeric region; site of double-strand break; nucleus. Gene Ontology annotation, molecular function: DNA binding.